Messenger RNA from Eimeria tenella, 1098 nucleotides. RefSeq names its product Calcium/calmodulin-dependent 3',5'-cyclic nucleotide phosphodiesterase, related. Bases 1 to 1098 code for a protein of 365 amino acids. The record is from RefSeq and is a predicted model, not a curated record. The transcript has 4 exons. NCBI's taxonomy places the organism in Eukaryota, Apicomplexa, Conoidasida, Eucoccidiorida, Eimeriidae.
AUGAACGACCCAAAAGCUGCAGCACCGCAGCAGCAGCAGCAGCGCUGGUGGCAUUUCUUUAAGCGCAAGUCUGCUGCUCCUCCAGAUCCGAACGACCCCGUGGCUCAGCAGGAGCUGCUGCGUCGGUCGCACCUGCGUUGCGUGCUGCCUUCGUACAUCGUGCUGCUGCUGCUGCUGCUGCUGCUGCUGGGCGAGACGGCGCGGUGUAUCUACAGCUCGAUUCUGCAGCAGUGGGUGGAAGAAGCUGUGCUGCACUUGAACAAAGAAACAGGAGCUUAUUUAGAAUACCAGCAUGCAUUAUUUUCUGUCUUUUCCUCCAAGCCGGCCUCCUUCUGCUACGGCGACCUGGUGCGGGCCGCGCAGCAGCAGCAGCAGCAGCAGCAGCAGCAGGAGGAGGAGUUUGGCAGCAGCGAGCGGGCAGCGCUGAUGGAAGCUGUGAAGGCCUUCGCCCCCUCUCUUUGCAUUUAUCGAAAAGACUUGUAUUUCUUUGAAGAGCCCUCGGGAGAACUUUUGGGAAAUUCUUUUUCGGAAAUAACAAAAGUGGUUUACAGCUGCGGGCGGGAGCUGGCGGCGCUGCUCGCUCGGGUGUCUAGACACCUCCCCCCCAGGGUCUUCAACUACACCCAACGCAAAGUUCAGUUCAUUGACAAAGUUUUUGGAUUAAUUGAAACCAACAAAACUUCCAAAAACCACUGGUGUGCUGCUGCUCUAGACGACCAGGAAGUCCAGCUCAUUCACAACACAACAGUUGAGCUCGAGGCUCUCAACAACACCAUCAAAAAGCAAAGAAUUUUGGGCCGCCUAAAACUCAUUUGUGGCAUUCAGUCCAUCUUAGUUGCUUCCGAAGCUCCGCCUGCGCUGAUGCAGAUGAUGCGGAUGAUGGAGGCGUCGAUCCACCAGGCCCUGCAGCAAAGCCACACUGCUGCGCUGCAUGUGGGGCUGGAGCUGCAGUCUUGUGUUGACACAAAAGAAAUAAUUCCGAUUCGAACUCUUCUCGAUGGCUGCCUGGAGGUCUACAGACACGAACUCAGGGCCAGAGGUCAGCCCCCACUAGCAGCAGCAGCAGCAGCAGCAGCAGCAGUUGAAGUUGCCUACUAG